Molecule: messenger RNA, 3282 nt
Organism: Tachysurus fulvidraco (yellow catfish)
Lineage: Eukaryota; Metazoa; Chordata; Actinopteri; Siluriformes; Bagridae
Gene: il1rapl1b
Product: interleukin 1 receptor accessory protein-like 1b
Exons: 12
Coding region: 728-2869 (713 amino acids)
Biological process (GO): signal transduction; negative regulation of exocytosis
Molecular function (GO): interleukin-1 receptor activity
Source: RefSeq, a predicted model, not a curated record
UGCACUGCCAGUGCACUGCUCAUUCAAAGGGAAAGGAUGGAGUUGGCGCAUACUCAACUUUCAUUUUCCGUAAGCGCCUCACGGUACUUCAUGACAAACGACGGCGCAUUAGAUCAAGUAUUCGUUCCUGUAUAUUUAGCUUUCUUUCAUACAUAAUAUGGAUAUCAGUGGGGUUUUCUGGUACCCCGUUGCUUGUUGAUCGACCACACUGCUCCGGCUACAGGACCAUCGGGGGGUUCAUUGAGUCGCCGGAGUAGCGAGUCUUCAUUGCAGUCUUGAGAAAAAAGGUCUUGGACGCGCCAAUACGGGAUAGUUUGGAAAUAUCCGUACAGAUCUAUACUUAUUGACUGCUGAAGAUAUAUGAGCAACAGGGAUGGUUUUGCAUUGCGCAUCGGAGACAAUCUACAAAUAACUGAUAUUCAUUAUGCCUUUUCGCUGACAUUGUCAUAGGUUCCUUUAAGUUUUUCCCGACAGCUACUGAGAAAGAUCCUGUGCGCACUGCGAAGAUUUUAAAAUCACAUAGUCUGCGACUUGAAUUCGGAUUAAAACACCGUCGGACCAACAACGUUGAGACCUAAAUGGGAUAUUUCUGCAUAAUUUAAUCGCUCUUUGAAUUAAAGGGAAAAUGUGCCAUUCAUCCAGUGUGAUGGGUACCCUCGGAUUUUAUUGACUUCGGGAACGGUCAUUUUUUGGGGGAUUUUUCCCGGGGACAUUGUCACAAGGGAAAAUGAAAGGAUCUAUCCUUCUUCUGGUUCUCCUCUAUGCUACAUUAAUUCGAAGCUUAAAGGUCGUAUCUAAGAGAGGUUCAGUGGAUGGCUGUACAGACUGGUCAGUGGACUACUUAAAAUACAAAGUUCUUCUUGGCGAGCCAGUGAGGAUUAAGUGUGCAUUGUUUUAUGGAUAUAUCCGAGCAAACUAUACCCAUGCCCAGAGUGCUGGCCUCAGUUUGAUGUGGUACAAAAGUGUGGGCCAUGGGGACUUUGAGGAGCCCAUCACCUUUGACGGAAUCAGGAUGAGCAAGGAGGAGGAUUCCAUCUGGUUUAGACCAGCUGAAUUACAAGAUGUUGGUCAUUACUCUUGUGUGCUACGAAAUUCAACAUACUGCAUGAAAGUGUCCAUGUCCCUAAUUGUGUCAGAAAAUGACACAGACCUGUGCUAUAACUCCAAAAUGAAGUAUUUGGAGAAAGCUGAAUUGAGUAAGGGGAAGGACAUUCUCUGUCCUGACAUAGAUGACUACAUCCAGCCUGGCAAGGAUCCAGAGAUUGUAUGGUAUAAGGAAUGUAAACCUAAACAGUGGCGACAAAGCAUUGUCAGAAGGAAAGACAUGCUUUCAAUUAAAGAAGUGAGAGAAGAUGACAUUGGAAAUUACACCUGUGAAUUAACAUUUGGAACCUUUCUAGUUCGAAGAACUACUGAAUUGUCAGUCACAGCUCCUUUGACUGACAAACCUCCAAAGAUCCUCUUUCCUGCUGAAAGCAAAAUUAGUAUCAUGGAGAUUCAAUUAGGGAGUCUGGUGAACCUGACAUGUCGAGCGUUCUUUGGCUACAGUGGCGAUGUGAGCCCACUCAUCUACUGGAUGAAGGGUGAGAAGUUCAUUGAGGACCUGGACGAGAGCCGGAUCCGUGAGAGUGAAAUCAAGACGCUGCGGGAUCACCUGGGAGAACAGGAAGUGUCCAUUUCUCUGACCAUAGAUGCCUUAGAAGAAGCUGACCUGGGUAACUACACAUGCUAUGUGGAGAACGGGAACGGCAGACGACAAGCAAAUGUCCUGCUCACCAAGCGCGCAGAGCUCAUGUACACAGUGGAGCUGGCUGGUGGACUGGGUGCCAUCCUCAUCUUACUCGUCUUCUUGGUCACGCUGUAUAAGUGCUACAGAAUUGAGCUCAUGCUCUUUUAUAGGAACCACUUCGGCAGCGAGGACGUGGACGGCGAGAACAAGGACUAUGAUGCAUAUUUGUCCUAUUCUAAAGUGGAGCCAGAACAGUGGAGCCAGGAGACCGGAGAGGAGGAACGCUUUGCUCUGGAGAUUCUUCCGGAUGUUCUGGAGAAACAUUAUGGGUAUAAACUCUUCAUCCCAGACAGGGAUUUGAUUCCCACUGGAAGUUUCACCAAUGAUCAUUUCCAGGACGACACAAGGCUCCUUAGAGCCUACAUCGAAGACGUAGCGCGUUGUGUGGACCAGAGCAGACGUCUGAUCAUCGUGAUGACCCCGAGCUACGUGGUGCGUCGCGGCUGGAGCAUCUUUGAGCUGGAGACUCGUCUGCGCAGCAUGCUGGCGACUGGCGAGAUCAAGGUGAUCCUGAUCGAGUGUGCCGAGCUGCGCGACACCAUCAACUACCAGGAGGUUGAGGCCCUCAAGCACACCAUCAAGCUUCUCACCGUCAUCCGCUGGCCCGGCCCUGAGGGCAGCAAGCUCGGGAGCAAGUUCUGGAAGCGUCUACGUUACGAGAUGCCGUUCAAGAGGCGCGAGCGUGCUCUCUCUCACGAGCUUUCACAUGAGCUCUCACACGAGCAGGCGCUGGAUGCCGGAGAGCUGCAGAGCGUCUCGGCCCUCUCCAUGGCAGCGGCUGCUUCAACGGCCGUGGCAACCGCGAGACCCGAGCUGCGCUCCGCCUUCCGCAACAACAGCUGCCACGCGCCACUCGGACAGAAACACUACUACCGCAGCUAUGGGUACGAUGUUCCGCCGCUGCCAACGCUGGGCACCCAUCACACCUACUGCAACAUCCCCAUGACUCUGCUGAAUGGACAGCGCACACAGGGCAAAGCACAGCGCACUGAGCAGCAGCAGCUGGAGGAGCAGCAUGCCAACAACGCCAUGUUGCCAUUGCUACCGCGUGAGACCAGCAUCUCCAGCGUCAUCUGGUGACGUCGAGCCGCGCCUGAAAUGUGUUUUUUUUUUUAGUCUUUACAUCCUUGUUUGUAGACACCUUUCCUAGUAACGUAAGAGAUAAGAAAAGAAGGGAAACGGAUCUUAUCGACUGCUGCUGCUGAACUUACUUUCACAGGCAGAAAUGAAUUAAGGAGUCCAGGAACACUGGUUGGGGUGAAAAACAGGUGUGAGGUCGAUAAACACACACACACACAAACACACACACACACACACACACACACACACACACACACUUAAGGAAUACAGGGUCUUGUACAUAUUUCCGAUUUCUUUGUAGCAUUUGGUAUUUCUUUCCGUUUCUUCAGUUUUUUUUUUUACAUUUGUUUUUAUUACCCAAAUGUUUUGUAUCUUAUUUUUUAAUUUUUUAAUUUAUUGUUAAUUAUUAUUAU